Molecule: messenger RNA, 6217 nt
Organism: Perognathus longimembris pacificus (Pacific pocket mouse)
Lineage: Eukaryota; Metazoa; Chordata; Mammalia; Rodentia; Heteromyidae
Gene: Bcorl1
Product: BCL6 corepressor like 1
Exons: 14
Coding region: 308-5647 (1779 amino acids)
Biological process (GO): negative regulation of transcription by RNA polymerase II
Cellular component (GO): nucleus
Molecular function (GO): transcription corepressor activity; protein binding
Source: RefSeq, a predicted model, not a curated record
CCCCCUCACUCUUUCGCUCGCCGCGGCUGCUGCCAGUGUGUGGCUCUGUCUCUCCUCCGCUUUGCUGAGCCCUCCCUUCUUCCUCUCAGUUCCUAGAGUCCGAUCGCCGCCGCCGCGGAGAGCGAGGAGAAGGAGGUCGGUGGCGAUAAGAGGCGGAUGGGGGCAUCGGAUCAGGGCAGGAUUCGGCGGGUGGUUGUUCCAAGGGGCUCAGAGAGAGCCCGGGUGGCGGCCUGAGCCACCCCGCGGAGCCGACCCGGGAACAGGGGGAGUGGCCACAGCAAGUCUUAUCUGGUGGUGAGUGGCUGUCAUGAUCUCUACAGCACCGCUCUACAGCGGCGUGCACAACUGGACUAGUUCUGACCGGAUUCGCAUGUGUGGCAUCAACGAGGAGAGACGAGCACCUCUUUCUGAUGAGGAGUCCACGACAGGUGACUGCCAGCACUUUGGAUCUCAGGAGUUUUGUGUUGGUGGCAGUUUUUCCAAGGUGGAGCUCACCGCAGUUGGAAGUGGCAGCAAUGCCCGGGGGGCAGACUCAGAUGGCAGUGCGACAGAAAAACUUGGGCACAAGUCUGAGGAGCAGCCUGAUGAUCUCCAGUCAAAAAUGGACUAUGCUGGGAAUACCGCAGAGGCUGAGGGCCUCCUCGUGCCACUGAGCAGCCCAGGAGACGGGCUCAAGCUGCCCACUCCCGACAGCCCCGAGGCCUGCAACAGCAGGGCAGACUGCCCCUGGACUCCCCUCGGCACCCAAAUGAGCAAGCAGAUUGACUGCUCAGCAGCUGGGGUAAAGGCUUUGGACUCAAGGCACAGUGUUGGGGACAAGAAUACUUUCAUUUUGGCAACUUUGGGAACUGGAGUCCCCGUGGAAGGAAACCUGCCUCUGGUUACCACUAACUUUAGUUCGCUGCCAGCCCCGAUUUGUCCCCCUGCUCCUGGUUCGGCCUCUGUACCCCCAUCUGUUCCAGAUCCAUUCCAGGUUCCCCUCUCUGUCCCUGCCCCAGUACCCCAUUCUGGGCUAGUUCCAGUCCAAGUUGCUACUUCGGUUUCCGCUCCCUCUCCUCCCCUAGCACCAGUCCCUGCUCUGGCUCAGGCCCCAGCACCACCCUCAGUACCCACUCUUAUCUCGGACUCAAGCCCCCUGUCGGUGUCAGCCUCUGUGUUGGUGCCUGUGCCAGCAUCUGCUCCCCCCUCGGUCGCAGUCCCCCUGUCAGCUCCUACUCCUACUCCUCUCUCAGUCCCCGUUUCAGCCCCUCCUUUGGCCUUGAUCCAGGCUUCUGGGACUCCUUCAGCUCCCACUUUGGUCCUCGCUCCUGUGCCCACAUCAGUUUUGGCUCCUAUGCCAGCAUCCACACCUCCAGCAGCCCCUGCCCCUCCGUCUGUGCCGAUGCCCACUCCAACACCAUCCUCUGGCCCGCCUUCUACCCCUACCCUCAUUCCCGCCUUUGCUCCCGCGCCGGUGCCUGCACCCACCCCAGCCCCAAUCUUUACGCCAGCCCCCACGCCCAUGCCGGCUGCAACACCAACUGCCAUUCCCACUUCGGCCCCCAUCCCAGCUUCCUUCAGUUUGAGUCGAGUGUGUUUUCCUACAGCUCAGGCACCAGCUAUGCAAAAAGUCCCCCUGUCUUUUCAGCCAGGGACAGUGCUAACCCCAAACCAGCCACUGGUCUAUAUCCCACCUCCAAGCUGUGGGCAGCCACUCAGUGUGGCCACACUGCCAACCACCCUGGGAGUGUCCUCCACUCUGACACUCCCUGUCCUGCCAUCCUACCUGCAGGACAGGUGUCUCCCGGGCGUGCUGGCUUCACCGGAGCUCCGGUCUUACCCAUAUGCAUUUUCUGUGGCCCGUCCUCUGACUUCAGAUUCGAAGCUAGUCUCUCUGGAAGUGAACAGACUCCCAUGCACUUCCCCAUCCAGUAGCUCUACCACCCAGCCCGCACCUGAUGGGGUCCCCGGGCCUUUGGCGGAUACCUCUCUUACCACUGCUUCUGCCAAGGUGCUUCCAACUGCACAGCCUUUGUUGCCAGCCCCCAGUGGGAGCUCAGUCCCACCCCACCCCACCAAGAUGCCAGGUGGUGCUGAGCAGCAAACAGAAGGGAGUUCCAUUACCUUCUCUCCCCUCAAGUCACCUCCACAGCUAGAACGGGAGAUGGCCUCUCCACCAGAGUGCAGCGAGAUGCCCCUUGACCUCUCCUCCAAGUCCAACCGCCAGAAGCUUCCCUUGCCGAACCAGCGCAAGACACCUCCCAUGCCCGUGUUGACCCCUGUACACACCAGCAGCAAGGCCCUCCUCUCCACAGUCCUGUCUAGGUCUCAGCGCACAACUCAGGCUGCUGGCAGCAGCGUUACCUCCUGCCUGGGCUCUACUUCCUCACCCUUUGUGAUCUUUCCUGAGGUUGUGAGGAACGGGGACCCCAGCACCUGGGUGAAAAACUCCACUGCACUGAUCAGCACCAUUCCUGGCACAUAUGUGGGAGUGGCCAACCCAGUGCCUGCAUCUCUGCUGCUGAACAAAGAGCCCAACCUGGGCCUCCCUCGAGACCCCCGCCAUCUCCCCAAGCAAGAGCCCAUCUCCAUCAUCGAUCAAGGAGAGCCUAAGAGCACUGGCACCUCAUGUGGCAAGAAGGGCAGCCAGACUGGUGCUGAAGGACAGCCAAGCACAGCAAAGACCCGUUAUACCCCAACCCGUAUUGCCCCUGGGCUGCCAGGGUGCCAAACCAAGGAACUUUCCUUGUGGAAACCUACAGGGCAGGCAAAUAUUUAUCCACGGUGUUCAGUCAAUGGGAAAUCCACCAGCACCCAGGUCCUGCCUGUUGGCUGGUCACCCUACCACCAAGCAUCUCUACUUUCCAUUGGCAUUUCCAGUGCUGGGCAGCUGACCCCCAGUCAGGGGAUGCCCGUCAGACCAGAGUUUGCCGGUGUGCCAUCCCUUGAUUCCAGUGAAGCUGUGCAUGGACUUCCUGAGGGGCAGCCACGGCCUGGGGGCCCCUUUUCUCCAGAGCAGGACACUGUCACAAAGAACAAAACUUGUCGGAUUGCUGCCAAGCCUUAUGAAGAACCAGUCAAUCCUGUCCUCCUGACUCUCAGCCCCCAGACAGGGACCCUGGCUCUGUCUGUUCCACCUAGCAGUGGGGACAUAAGAGUGAAUCAGGAGCCUGAGGAAUCAGACAGCCACCUCUGCUCUGAAAGUACUCUUAAGAUGGAAAGCCCCCAGGCAGCCUGUGGCCUGAAGCUAGCAGGAGACACAAAGCCUAAGAACCAAGUGCUGGCUACCUAUAUGUCUCAUGAGUUGGUCCUGGCCACUCCCCAGAACCUGCGCAAGAUGUCUGAGCUGCCUUUGCUACCUCAUGACAGCCACCCCAAGGAACUUAUCUUGGACGUGGUUCCAAGCAGCAAGAGGGGCUCCAGCACAGAGCUUUCGCAGCUUGGAAGCCAGGUGGAUCUGGGGCGGGUGAAAAUGGAAAAGGUGGAUGGUGAUGUGGUCUUCAAUUUAGCCAACUGUUUCCGGGCUGAUGGCCUCCCAGUAGCUCCCCCAAGGGGUCAAGUGGAAGUGAGGGCAAAGACUGGGCAGCCUCGAGUCAAGCGGGAAAGUGUCGGGGUCUUUACUUGCAAGAACAAGUGGCAGCCAGAUGAAGUGACAGAGUCUCUGCCCCCCAAGAAGAUGAAGUGUGGCAAAGAGAAGGAAGCUGAGGAGCAGCAACUGCUGCCUCCACCUCAAGUGAAGCCCAUAGUCCGGAGUUCUCUGGGAUCCAAGUGCCGGAAGCUGCCAAGUGAUCCCCAGGAACCUACCAAGAAAAGUCCCAGGGGGGCUCCCGAUUCAGGAAAAGAGCACAAUGGAGUCAGGGGAAAGCACAAGCACCGGAAGCCAACAAACUCAGAGUCACAGUCUCCAGGAAAACGCACUGACGGCCAUGAAGAAGGUUCCUUUGAAAAGAAAGCAAAGAGCAGUUUCCGUGACUUCAUCCCUGUGGUUCUGAGCACGCGGACACGCAGUCAAUCUGGAAGCAUCUGUAGCUCCUUUGCCGGUAUGGCAGACAGUGACAUGGGAAGCCAGGAAGUCUUCCCCACCGAGGAGGAAGAAGAGGUGGCUCCCACCCCAGCUAAGCGUCGGAAAGUGAGAAAAACUCAACGAGACACCCAGUAUCGCAGCCAUCAUGCCCAGGAUAAGACCUUGCUGAGCCAAGGCCGCAGACAUCUAUGGAGAGCCCGAGAAAUGCCUUGGAGGACAGAGGCUGCCCGGCAAAUGUGGGACACCAAUGAGGAGGAAGAGGAAGAUGAUGAGGAGGGCUUGGUAAAGAGGAAGAAACGGAGACGGCAGAAGAGCCGGAAAUAUCAGACUGGGGAGUACCUGACAGAGCAAGAAGAAGAACAGCGGCGGAAAGGGAGAGCAGAUUUAAAGGCUCGUAAACAGAAGACUCCCUCCCCAAGUUCAGAGCACUGCCUCAGGAACAGGAACCUUCUGUUGCCCAGCAAAGCCCAGGGGAUCUCGGAUUCACCAAAUGGUUUCCUACCAAAUAACCUAGAGGAGCCAGCCUGCCUUGAAAAUUCAGAGAAGCCAUCAGGAAAACGAAAGUGCAAGACCAAGCACAUGGCAAACGUCUCAGAAGAGAUCAAGGGAAAAGGUCGUUGGACCCAGCAGAAAACACGAUCUGUCAAAUCCCCCACCCCAGCAAAGCCCACAGAAUCCUCUAAGUCUCGAAGUGCCGGCCCAGAGGAAGCCUCAGAAUCACCUACAGCCCGACAGAUCCCCCCAGAAGCACGGCGGCUCAUAGUGAACAAAAAUGCUGGUGAGACCCUACUGCAGCGGGCAGCACGUCUGGGAUAUAAGGAUGUGGUUCUCUAUUGUCUCCAGAAGGACAGUGAAGAUGUGAAUCAUCGCGAUAAUGCAGGCUACACGGCCCUGCAUGAGGCUUGUUCCCGGGGCUGGACUGACAUCCUGAACAUCCUGCUGGAGCAUGGGGCUAAUGUGAACUGUAGUGCACAGGAUGGCACAAGACCAGUUCAUGAUGCUGUGGUCAAUGACAACCUGGAGACCAUCUGGCUCCUGCUGUCCUAUGGAGCUGAUCCCACACUGGCUACCUACUCAGGUCAGACAGCCAUGAAGCUGGCUAGCAGUGACACCAUGAAGCGCUUUCUCAAAGAUCACCUGUCGGAUCUUCAGGGCCGAGCUGAGGGUGACCCUGGUGUGUCGUGGGAUUUUUACAGCAGUUCUGUCCUGGAGAAAAAAGAUGGGUUUGCCUGUGACCUCCUGCAAAAUCCUCCUGGGAGCUCUGAGCAAGGAGAAGAUGUGGAAGAGGAUGAUUUCAUGUUUGAACUUUCAGACAAGCCUCUUCUCCCUUGUUACAACCUUCAAGUGUCAGUGUCCCGAGGGCCCUGCAACUGGUUUCUUUUCACGGAUGUCCUGAAGAGGCUGAAGCUUUCCUCGAGGAUCUUUCAGGCCCGGUUCCCGCACUUGGAAAUCACCACCCUGCCCAAGGCUGAGUUCCACAGGCAGGUGGCCUCCAGUCAGCUGCUGACCCCUGCCGAGAGGCCUGGAGGCCUAGAGGAUCGGUCUCCCCCAGGCUCCUCUGAGACUGUGGAGCUGGUGCGCUAUGAGCCUGAGUUGCUGCGGCUCCUAGGGUCUGAGGUGGAAUUCCAGUCUUGGAACAGUUGACGGGGGAAACUGCUUCACCCCCUGGUCUUCUUUCUCCUCCUGGGUUUACCCGUCCCCCACCUCCCAUGUCUUCCUCCACCAAGCACCAGACUGCAGAAUGAGGCAAUAAUACGGACCAACAAGAAGCCGCCUUAUCAAUGCCAGCAUUAGUGACUGGAUUUUUUUUUGUUUGGUUUGUUUUGGUUUGGUUGGUUUGUUUUGUUUUGUUUUGGCUUACAGUUAGUUCUCAUCUCCCUGUCAUCGUCAUUGUGGUUGUGGUUGGUGAUGGGAGUGGAAAGUUGAACUCCACAUCUGAAGACAAGAGAUCCAGGGGUGGUGACAGGUGGUGCCGGGACCCCUUGGACUGGUCCCUCUGCGCAUGACCAAGACCAAUGGCGGGCCUGGUGGCCACAGCCUGUCCUGAGGAGAAAUGAGAAAAGCCCAAAUCUCUAAGCACCCUCCCUCCAUUCCCCUGAGCUCUUCUGUCUUCCAUAGUAUUUAUUUUAUUAGUAUUUAAUUUGUAUUGUUUCAUUGGUUUCUGAGAAGUCUGUAUCACUGUGACAAUUUGAGACAACUUGUUGUAUUGAGGGA